Eubalaena glacialis (North Atlantic right whale) is the source of this 918-nucleotide messenger RNA. It is a transcript of the gene NT5M, whose product is annotated as 5',3'-nucleotidase, mitochondrial. The record is from RefSeq and is a predicted model, not a curated record. Gene Ontology annotation, biological process: pyrimidine deoxyribonucleotide catabolic process. The transcript has 5 exons. The coding region runs from base 1 to 555 and encodes 184 amino acids. Lineage: Eukaryota; Metazoa; Chordata; Mammalia; Artiodactyla; Balaenidae. Gene Ontology annotation, molecular function: 5'-nucleotidase activity.
AUGAUCCGGCUGCGCGGCUGGUGCGCGCGGAGGCCCCGCGGCGCAGCGGUGCCUGCGGGGCCCGCUGGGCUGCGCUGCGCGUCGGGCGGGCCUGCCGGCCGCGCCCUGCGGGUACUGGUGGACAUGGACGGCGUGCUGGCCGACUUCGAGGGCGGCUUCCUCAGGAAGUUCCGCGCGCGCUUCCCCGACCAGCCCUUCAUCGCGCUGGAGGACCGGCGCGGCUUCUGGGUGUCGGAGCAGUACGACCGCCUGCAGCCCGGGCUGAGCGAGAAGGUCAUCAGCAUCUGGGAGUCGGAGAAUUUCUUCUUUGACCUCGAGCCUCUGCCAGGCGCUGUGGAGGCUGUGAAGCAGAUGGCCAACCUGGAGAGCACUGAUGUCUUCAUCUGCACCAGCCCCAUCAAGAUGUACAAGUACUGUCCCUUCGAGAAGUACGCCUGGGUGGAGAAGCACUUCGGCCCUGACUUUCUGGAGCAGAUCGUGCUGACCAGAGACAAGACCGUGGUCUCCGCCGACCUCCUCAUAGAUGACCGGGUGGACAUCACAGAUACGUGUUAGGCGUCACAUCCAGCCUUAAGCCGCGCGUGGAGCGAGACGAGAUUCUUCUCCGCGUCCGGCCUUGGAAGGGGCCCCACUGGGAGUCAGGAAGAGUGGGUCCUGGCUCUGGGGUAACUCGCUGAGUGACCUUGAGUGAGUCCCUUUACACCUUGAAGCCUUGCCCUCGUACAAAAUGAGGGCUGGACUCUGGCUUCCAAACGUUUGUUUUUAGCAACAGAACCCCCCCUUUUUUUUUCCAGAAGUAAUUUGGACUGAACCUCAUGUGUUAAAGCAGAAAAGCAAAGCCUAAUCUCUCUAGUUGAAGGUGGUUUGGGAGCUGUGUUUGUCCCUUUUGCUUAUGGGUGACCCCUUCCCAAAAAAUAA